Molecule: messenger RNA, 2926 nt
Organism: [Candida] anglica
Lineage: Eukaryota; Fungi; Ascomycota; Pichiomycetes; Serinales; Debaryomycetaceae
Source: the annotation of a GenBank genome assembly
CUUAACUGAAUUUUUUUCUCACAGUUAAACAAGUACUCCGAACUAACUUGGUAGUAAUUCAUCUAGGUCUUGAUGAGCGAAAAUCCCUUCACUCCAAAGACGUUUGGAAAUCUUGCCCCACGUGCAAGCUCUCCAUCCAUAAAGUUCUGUCAACGGACAAUUGAGGACACCGUUGCUGAGCUUCAAACUGACCUUACCAAUGGAUUGUCCAAUAAUCAAGAUAUUCUCACCAGAAGAUCAAUCCAUGGUGUAAACGAACUCUCUGGUGAUGAAGAUGAAAAUAUUGUGUUGAAGUUCAUAUCGAAUUUUUACGAGGACCCUUUGAUUCUUUUGCUUAUCGGGUCUGCAGUGGUUUCCUUCUGGAUGGGUAAUGUAGAUGAUGCUGUCUCCAUUACAUUGGCUAUCUUCAUUGUUGUCUCUGUUGGUUUUGUUCAAGAAUACCGUUCCGAAAAAUCUCUUGAAGCUCUUAAUAAGCUUGUCCCCGCCGAGGCCAAACUUACUAGAAACGGUAACACUUCCACUGUCCUUGCCUCUACCUUGGUUCCUGGUGAUUUGGUUCAUUUCAGUCAAGGUGAUAGAAUUCCUGCUGACAUCCGUUUGACUGAAACUGUCCAUUUAUCGAUCGAUGAAAGUAAUUUAACCGGUGAAAACAGACCUGUAGAAAAAUCCGCUCAAACCUUAAGUGCUACUUCCACCAGUAGUAUUCUGGGUAAUAUGGUUCCAGUCACUGAUAGAACUUCAAUUGCCUUCAUGGGUACUUUGGUCAGAGAUGGUCAUGGUACUGGUAUUGUCGUUGCCACUGGUGCUAAAACCGAAUUUGGUGCUGUUUUCGAAAUGAUGUCUGAAAUUGAAAAACCAAAAACUCCACUUCAACAAGCUAUGGAUAAAUUAGGUAAAGAUUUGUCUGUUUUCUCAUUCGUGGUGAUUGGGAUCAUUUGUCUUAUUGGUGUUGCUCAAGGUCGUUCAUGGCUUGAUAUGUUUCAAAUUUCUGUAUCUCUUGCCGUUGCUGCUAUUCCUGAAGGUUUACCAAUUAUUGUCACUGUCACUCUUGCCUUGGGAGUUUUAAGAAUGGCUCGUCACAAGGCCAUUGUCAGAAGAUUGCCUAGUGUUGAAACCUUGGGUAGUGUCAAUGUUAUUUGUUCCGAUAAAACUGGUACUUUGACUCAAAAUCAUAUGACUGUUACCAAAUUAUGGGCUGCUGAUUUCUCUGGAUCUCAUAAUUCUCCAUUUUUGGUGGUUGAAAAAUUAAAGGAUUCAGAUUUGAGUUCUCAUCUCACUGAUAAUAUCAACAAAAUUUUGGAAACUGCAAACAUUUGUAAUAAUGCAAGAUAUUCAUCUGAAAAUGAAAAAUAUGUUGGUAAUCCAAGUGAUAUUGCCCUUGUGGAAGCUUUACCUCAUUUUGGUUUAGAAGAUGUCAGAGGUGCAAGACAAAGAAUUAGUGAAAAACCUUUUUCUUCUCGUACCAAAUAUAUGGCUGUCUGUGUUCAUAGUGGUGAUAUUGAUAAGGCUGAAACUUUAGCAAAAGGAGCAGUUGAAAAAAUAUUACAAUUAUCUAAUCGUUACUACGAUAAUAAUUCCGAGGUUAAACCAUUGACUGAUGAAAUUAGAACUACUAUUAUUGCCAAAUCAAACUUGUUAGCUGAGGAAGGUUUAAGAGUUUUGGGAUUUGCUAAAAACAACCUCAAGUACUCAAGCGGAACUAAGAACGAUCAAGAUCCAGAAGAAUUAAUCUUUUGUGGUCUCAUUGGUAUGAAUGAUCCACCUAGACCUAAUGUGGGUAGAUCCAUUGCGAUGUUGAUGAAAGGUGGUGUUCAAGUGAUUAUGAUUACUGGUGAUGCCCCAACCACGGCUGUAAAUAUUGCUAGACAGAUUGGAAUGCCUGUAACUUCAAAGGAUUCCGUUAUGACUGGUGACCAAUUGGAAAGUCUUAGUGAACUGGCUCUUGCUGAAGCAAUCCAUAAUGUAUCCGUUUUUGCUAGAACUACUCCAGAACAUAAGGUUUCCAUUGUUAAGGCAUUCCAAAAAAGAGGUGACAUCGUUGCUAUGACUGGUGAUGGUGUCAAUGAUGCUCCAGCCUUGAAAUUGGCCGAUAUUGGUAUUGCUAUGGGUAAGAAUGGUACUGAUGUUGCCAAAGAAGCGGCUGAUAUGGUAUUAACUGACGAUGACUUCUCCACUAUUUUAAGUGCUAUUGAAGAAGGUAAGGGUAUUUUCUACAAUAUUCAAAACUUUAUCACUUUCCAAUUAUCUACUUCCAUUGCUGCUUUGACUCUUAUUGCCUUGGCUACUUUCUUUGGUUUCCCUAACCCAUUGAAUGCCAUGCAAAUUUUAUGGAUCAAUAUUCUCAUGGAUGGACCACCUGCGCAAUCCCUUGGUGUUGAACCAGUAGACCACGAAGUGAUGAAUAAGCCUCCUAGAAAGCGUAACGAUAAGAUUUUGACACAACAAGUUAUCAAGAGAGUCUUGCAAUCUGCUGCCAUGAUUGUCAUUGGAACCUUGUAUGUCUUUGUAAGAGAACUGACUGACAAUGAAAUUACCGCAAGAGACACAACCAUGACUUUCACUUGUUUUGUAUUGUUUGACAUGUUCAAUGCUUUAUCUUGUCGUCAUUAUUCCAAAUCUAUCUUUGAACUCGGUUUAAAAAAUCUGAUGUUUAACUUUGCCGUUGCAGGUUCACUUGUUGGACAACUCUGUGCCGUCUACGUUCCAUUCUUCCAAUCUAUUUUCCAAACAGAAGCGCUCUACUUGAGUGAUAUUUUACAUCUUCUUCUUCUUACAAGUACGGUAUUUAUUGCUGAUGAAAUCAGAAAGUACUACUCCCGCAGGAUUAUUCCUACAACCACAAACUUUGGAUUCUCUGUUUGAGUAGAGUGCUAUAUAUAGACCGCUAAAUAGUUCAUAUUUAAGUAUUACAUAACAUGCUAUAGAC